ACUGCCGUGUCAAACAACCGUUGAAUUUCACGUCUCCUGUACUUUUUAAAGAAGUUUCUGCUACCUGUAAUUAGUAAAAUUAAUCAGAAAAGAGUGGUCCACGUAGCUUUUGUGUCGGUGUAUCCCGUGAAAAUGAUGUGGCGUGCGCUCAAACCGUUGGGAUUGUUUUACGUCUUCCUGUUGUUUCUUUCUGUGUCACCCAACGACGCUGAAAUAGUGUACAAAGCUACAGGUGAAGAUGUUGUCCUCAGUUUACCCCUGGUGGAGUCUCCUAUCCAGAGGGUACAGUGGAAACACAAUGGUGAUAUUGCUGCAGAGAUGGAUGGAAAUGAAGGUCACUGCCUUCUCCGGUUUAAAGGUCGUUGUGAGGUGAACACUGAUACUGGAGCGCUGACCAUCAAAGGACUGACAGUUGGCGACAGCGGCAUCUACACACCAGAGAUUAACGGCGAAGACUUCAGCAAGAUUGAACUCUCUGUUAUCUCUCGUGUAGCUAAACCCUCUGUCAUCAAAUCCUGCAGCCCUGAGAUGACCUACUGUAACCUGACCUGUGAAGGCAACACUGCAGAUGCUGAACCAGUCACUUAUACGUGGUUAGUAGAUGAUGUGGAGGGACCUUCAGGCCAGAAGUUCCUUCUAACAGAGUUUUUUACAGAGCACAGUUAUAGAUGUUUGAUGAUGAACCCAGUCAGCAAUGAAACCAGUGAAAGCGUCACAAACCCCGUCCUCAUUAUAUGCAAGUUCCCCUUCAUUGAGCGAGGACGGGACUGGCUGAUACCCAUCCUUGUACCAGUAGGAAUUGUUUUGGUAGUAGUCAUCGUGGUUGCUGCAUUUUUCAUCAACAAACACAUCAGGGGAAAAAAGCAAAGACCACAAUACAGUACACUGGAAAAGGAUACAGAAUGGGAGAAAGAAAACGAAAAGGUGUGAAAUGGAAGAACCAGACUGUAAAGUUGUUCCAGGACAUUUCCUAUGACCCAAAAUCUCAGCAAAGGCGCAGGUGUGUAAAACAUGAUUAAACCAAAUUUUGCUUGAAGAAACACAAGAUUUUGUGCCCUACAAAGAGGACCAGCACUCAGUGAGGAAAUCCCUAAUCCAUUACUAUUCAAGUCUACG
This is a messenger RNA of Cheilinus undulatus (humphead wrasse), 1116 nucleotides long. RefSeq names its product SLAM family member 9-like. Bases 133 to 930 code for a protein of 265 amino acids. The record is from RefSeq and is a predicted model, not a curated record. The transcript is spliced from 11 exons. NCBI's taxonomy places the organism in Eukaryota, Metazoa, Chordata, Actinopteri, Labriformes, Labridae.